This is a messenger RNA of Klebsormidium nitens, 5442 nucleotides long. NCBI's taxonomy places the organism in Eukaryota, Viridiplantae, Streptophyta, Klebsormidiophyceae, Klebsormidiales, Klebsormidiaceae. The record is from the annotation of a GenBank genome assembly.
AUGGGUCCAGAGCGAGGGGUAAAAAGCUUGAUGCUCGACGCGAAUGCUGCGCAGUCGUCUGAUCAUGAGGCCAUGGUUCCGGCGCUGCCCCCUCUUUCCGGCGGCCACAAGUCACCUCCGAACAUCCCCUGGGUGGGGCAUAAGCAGCUGGACAACCUGAAAGCUGCGCGAGAGCGGAGCCUGGGGCGAAGUAAACGGAGCUCGUUUGAGGGGAAGGCUGAAGCUGCGUGGGAAAGCAAGGCGGCGUCCGAGGAGCAGUUGGGAGCCCUGAGCACGCAAGGGAACAGCUACUCGCAUGAGAAUGAGAUGGGGGCGCCGAGUGCACAAGAGGCAAAGCCAAAAGGGAGAAAGAGUCCGUACGCGCGGUUGCUAACAGAGAGCAUUGAGGCAGAGCGCCUGCGGCCAGUCGUAACAAGAGCCAGAGCAAAGACUCCUUCGAAGUUGAGGCCAGCUGGACAUGAAGUGAAGAUACCCGUGGGAGGGAACUCAAACGGGGCGAAUGAGGAAAACGGGGAGAAUGACACCAGGCCGCAGGUGCCCCUCUCCCGGCACAGUAUCAGUGCCCUCACGAACCACCUUCCAUGCCAGGACAGCCUGGACCCUGCCGAAGAAGCCCUUUACCCGAGCCCAUCCCGGAGCGUCCUAUCUUUUGCUCGGCACGGGCCCUCUGUUCUUGCAGCCCCCAACCUGACCGAGCCCACCCCUCAAUCCCCACUAGCAUCGACCAAGUACGAUCUGGAAGUCCCAGCUUCAAGAGGUGCGGAGGGCCCACACUCGUGCCCCCCGAAACGGAGCAAACGACGGGGCGCCGAGCUGUCAGAGAACGCCGCGGGGCUGCUCAUCGGCGCGGAGGACCGCGUCCGGACCGCGAUGCUGGAGCAGCUGCACGAGCUGGCCAGCCCGCGCUCGCGGCCUGCCCUUCAGCGGGCACUGCAACCGCUGCCAAACGGGAACACCCGCAGCAAGACAGUGCAAUACACCCACUUGAAGCAUGCCGGGCAUAUGAACGAGUCGGAUCUGGAUGCGGAAGUGGCAUGGGUGCAAGGGAAGGACUCCUCAGGGGGGGUGGCUCAGGAGCGGUCGUGGUCCGUGCCGCCGACGAGAGCAGAGAGUAGUGCGCUGUGGCAGAGGAGCUUGUACCCGAUGCUCAGCGCCGCAUCACGCAGCGAGAUGGCCGCGUUUAAGGGGCUGCUGGUGGAGAGCCUGAAGAAGGCGGGGCAGGGCGAACGCGAUGCGGCGGAGAAAGCGGAGCUGAUGUUUGGGGCGUGCUUCCACGAGAUCCACCGCAGGAUGCCGGCGCUGCAAAAAGCGCUGGCCAACUCCAGAAAGGUGGCCAGCGUAUUGCACGAGGAGAACUCCGGGUUGCGGCGCGCGCUGACUGCUCUCGAGCGGAAGCAGGACCAAGCGGCGAUGGACACGUGGCUGCAGCAGCACGGGGACAGGCUGGCGCAGGUCCUCGUGGUGGCACCGGAGCAAGCGCGGCCACGGCAGGGCGCCCCGAUUGCGUCGAGCAACCCCUUCCUGCGUCUGCCCACUGUAAAGCUGGGCAGCCUGGGGGGCCCCGCGGCGCCCCCGGCCAACGGCAUCUGGCCGUCCAUGAAGGGCGGGGCAGCGAAACUGUCAGAGGACGAGAACGACAACGCGACGGUGCCGGAGAUUGCGGAGAGCUCGCAGAGCGAGUCGGCGCUGGCGAUCGCGCAGUCGGAGCAGUUUCUGGCGGGGCUCAAGCUGGGCAUGGCGGCCAGCCGGGCGGUGGCCGGGAAAAAGGCGCCCGGGGGACGGCGGGUGAAAGCCCCGGUCAGAGUCGACGAAGGCGUGCAGACUGAGCAGGUGCCCGGGGAAGGCGGUCGGGGGGAGAGUGGCACGGCCGGGAGGGAGGCAGGGCAGGAGAAAGACGACAGAGGGUCGAGGCAGAGCGCUGUGUCUCGAGAAGGGGGGCAGAGGGUUUUUGAAACGGAUGUAGCCAUGAGGAGAGAGGCUCAAGGGGGUGCAGACGAGAAGGUGGAGAGCACUGGAGUUACGGAUGAGGGGCCGCCGGGAAAGCGUGUGUGGAAUCCGUUCAGAAGGGCGGGGGGAUCGGCACCCGAUGGCAGGCAGGGGCCGGAAGGUGGGAGAGAAAGAGAACGAGAGACGGAGGCUGGGGGGGCGGAGGCAGAAACUGGGCAAAGGCAAGAGAACGUGGAGCCUUCGGAAGUGAGCGCAGAAAACGAAAUGAUUGAAGGAGACUUUGAAGCUCAGUUGAGCAUACCAGAGUCACCGGAGGAAGCGGAAUCCGCGUCGGCUCAUGAAGGCGAGCCCAGUACGGAAGAAGUAGCUCCAGCGGACAGCCAUCAAAACGUAUUGCGCGAAGCUAACAUAGACGACAGUACGUCACAGUGGCAUGAAGUCAGCGAGAAGAGGCUGCCACAAACGGAUGCGAAUAAAAUGGAAGAAGCCGCUGACGAAGACCAAUCGCAAGGGGAGUAUCUGAAAAGCGUCCAUGUUGAGGAGGCUACUGUUUCCGGAGACAAUGGAGCGGAACAAUCUUCACUAGCGGGCAACCAAUCUGCGGAAGAGAGCUCUCAAGAGGGACCGACAGCCGUUGAAAACGAGGGGCUUGGGGAUACGGAAACAACCAAAAGUGAGGCUGUUUCUCCGAGUCACAGUCGGCGGGGGACACGGCGCGGUGGAGAGCACCCAGCGGCUGACCCAGAGACUCUGCCCAAAGUUUUUGAACGGCUCGCUUCGAACCGCUUCAAGAGCCACGUGCCAGCGACGCUCGACUUGACCGCUCCCAGUGCGAUGCUCGUCUUGGAGCCCGAUCGUGGCGACCUUUCCCCGGUGUCCCCGGGGCCCCGGUCACCUGAUUUGCGAAUCGGCGGGUCGCCUCUGCCCCGGCUGAAGCGGAGCGAGUCGCUGUCGGAGACGGUGCAGCGGCGGCGCGAGAAAGCGGAGCGGCGGAAGACGCACGGCGAGUUCCUGCGCUUGUCCGCGGCCAUCUACGAAGUUCCGUCUCCAAAGGAGAGGCACGGCCGGAGCGGCGGAACAGCGGAAGAAGUACCCGCUGCCGUGCCCGAGUCUCCACUGCCGGGGGGGGCUUCUCCCGAGCUGCCAGCAACCCCUCGAGAGGAUGCUAGCGCCAUUCCGUCUGACCAGCGCCGGAACUCGGAAAGAAGAUGGGCGGACGAAUGGGACCUGGCGGACGCCAAAUGGCGGGCGGAGGUGCAGCGGCUCCAGGAGGAGAAUGCGCGCGCGCGCGCGCAGGCGGACGAGCGUGAGCGCGCGCGGCAGGGCGCGCUGGAGGAGGUCGCGGUGCUGAGGGCAGAACUAGAGCGGAUGAAAGCGGAGGAGUUGGCGCUCAGGGAGAGCGCACAGAUCCCACAGGAUGACGACGCACGCAUCGCGUCAGUCGUCCAAGUGCACGGCGGCAUUCGUUUUCUGGCCACCCAGUGCGCGGCCCUUUUGGGGGAUGAACAAGUGGAGCUGCGCGUGGAGCGAACCGGGGGCGCACGAGGGGAGGUCGGCGUGCAUUAUCUCACACUGGACGGGUCCGCGCACGCCGGGCUCGACUUCGCGUCGACAGAGGGCCUGCUGACGUGGCCGGAAGGCGCGGUCGGCCCUCAGUCGAUCUGGGUGCAGCUGCUGGAGGACGAGUUUGGAGAAGGGGAGCAGGAGUUCUCAGUCGUACUGCGCCUGGAGGGCCAGACGGAGGCGGUCUUACUCGGUGAUCAGACUGCCCGGGUCACCGUCUCCGGCCCCGGCAGUGCCCGGUGGGAGCGCGCCGGGCGGAAACGGUGGCAGAGACCGGCGCAGGAACGCAGGCCGAGCUCCCGGGAGGUAGGAACGUCCGUGCAAGAAGACGGAGAAGACGAAGCGACACGCCUGGAAAUGGAGUCGGACGACGAGAAGGUGACAGGGGAGAACGGGCUGAUGCCGGCAACGCGCGCGCUUCAGUCGGGGGGCAAGUGGAAGCAGAGGGUGAACGAGCGGCGGGAAGCGAAGGGGCUGGCGCCGCUUGAGUUCUCCAAACGGAUGCACAUCCCCCCCGCCUGGGAGCGGUUCAUCGAAGAGGGGGCGCCCGGCGCGAGUGUGGGUGAGGAGGAGAAGGAAGAAGAAAGCCCCAAAAACGGCGGCGCGGCCGGGGCAGUUCACCGGGCAAGCAGCCAGCACGGAAGGCGGUCGGAGAGCCCGCACGGGAAACGCGCGGAGAUGCUCGACGCACGGGAACUAGAGCAGCGAGCUUCGGAGGGCGGGAAGGCUGCCACGGUGAGUGGACGAGCGGAGCUGGUGUUGAAGGGGGCGCGCCGGGGGAAAGACCUGAGCACGUUCCUGGUGAACAACGCCCGGGUGAUGCCGGCCAAGAAGCUGCGCGCGCUGAUCGGGAGCAUCUACCGGGCAAAGCAGGCGGCGAAUGCGGUGGACGACAAGGCGGGCCGCGGCCGCGCGCCGCUGAGCGACUUGGUGGUGGGCCACUUGAAGCACAUGUUCGGGCUGCGCAGCCUGGCGCAGGCCAAGCUGCAGGAGAUGCUCGCCUCCCUGCGCGCCUUCUACCGGCGGCGAACCGACCACCUGGCCGGCCUCUUCACGCGCCUCACCGGCCUCUACGACGACCUUCCGGGGCACGGCGUCAACUCGGUCAUGCAGAUCCUGGAAGUGUGUGCGUGGUCCCUCAACGGGCAGGCCGCAUUCUGGAGCCAACUAGAGCGCGGGGACUCCGUCCUCCUCACCCCCGCCCAGGUGGAAGCCGUCGUCGCGCGCGUUCUGGAAACCCGGCCGCGCGAGCAGAUCGAGGCGGUCCUCGCGGACAUGCGCGAGCAGAACCGCGCGGGGACCUUGGGCGACGACGCCGCCUUCGCGGGCCGGUCCGAAGCCGCGACGUCGCCCAGUGCGAAGAAAGAUUCGUCGCUGAACGCGGCCGCGACGCGCGCCGCGUCGCCCAUGGGCGCUCACUCGCGCGCGGGGAGCCGCCAGAAUGGGCGGCCACCGCACCGUGCGGAGCCUGCCCGGGUCAGCAGCGGGUCUGUAGGGGGGAUGCAGCAGAGGGGGGGACCGCGCAAUCCAAGCCCCCUGAACGGGGAACAGGCGGCGGGCGACGUCAGCGGUGACGUGGCGGCACCUGUGGCCCUGGAUCGGCUGCUGUGCUUUCUCGUGACCAAAAGUUCGCAGCUGCAAGAGAAGGACGAGGAGCUCGUUCACACCGUGCUGGACCGGUUCAAGGAGGGCGACGCGCCGGGGGUUACCAGGGAGGGCUUUCACCAAGCCAUUAAGCAGCUCGACGUGCCGGCAUGGCUGAACGAGGCCACGGUGGACCAGAUGUUCGAGCUGGCCGCAGAGAUGGACGGCGACCAGCGGCCCUCAGACACCGCUCUAUCCCUAGGCAGCUGCGUCGCCGCGUUCAGGGCAACGUGCCCGGGCCUGCACGCGGUCAAGGAAGCGCAGUCCAUGAUGGACGACUUUUCCUAA